UCCUUGUCUCUGGAACCGAACGCUGAGGUUGCUAUUCUAGGACCAUCUGGGUGUCUCUGCAGCACCCUCUGUCACCCCGUGACCUGCAAGUACUCAGAGAUCUGUAGGGAGGACACCGGGACAUCCCGGAAUCUGGGAAAUGGAACUGUUGACAUUCAAGGACGUGUCUAUAGAGUUCUCUACGGAUGAGUGGGCCUGCCUGGACCCUGCUCAGCAAACUUUGUAUCGGGACGUCAUGUUGGAGAAUUACAGACACCUGGUCUUCCUAGCCAUAUCUAACCAUCCUGAGGAAGACCAUUUGCAAGAUCUGGACACAAAUAUUUUAUUUCCAGAGAUAAUCCUUAGGAGAUAUCGAAUCUGUGCACCUGACAAUUUAAGCUCAACAAAAGAGUCUUGGGCGAGUAUGUCUGCGUGUAAGCAGCAGAAAGUAUGUGACAGUGGACUUGACCGCUGUUUAACGGCUACCCAUACCAAAAUCUUCCAGUGUAGCAAAUGUUUGAAAGUCUUCACAAAAUUGUCAAAUAUAACUAGACAUAAGAUGAUAUAUACCAUAGGGAAAACGUUUCACUAUAUAAAGUAUGAGAAAGCCUCUAACCCAUGCUCACAUGUUACUAAACAUGAGAUAAUUCAUAUUGGAGACAAACAGUACAAAUGUAAAGAAGGUAGCAAAGUCUUCAGAUCUUGCUCAAGCCUGUCUAAGCAUAAGAGACAUCAUACUGGAGAGAAACUUUACAAGAGUGAAAAUGAGGGCAAAUGUCUUAGCUGCAGAUCAAAAUAUUGUACCCAUAAGAGUAUUGAUAGUGGAGGAAAACCCUACAACUAUGAAGACUGUGACACACUUAUCAAACAAUACUCACAUUUUUCUGGACAUCAAAGAAUUCAUUCUGAAGAGAAGCACUGCAAAUGUCAAGAAUGUGGCCAAGUCUUUAACUGGCACACAAACCAUUUUAGACAUCAAAGAAUCCAUUCUGGAGUGAAACCCUACAAAUGCCAACAGUGUGGCAAAGCCUUUACCCGGUACUCACACCUUUCUGAACAUCAAAGAAUUCAUUCUGGAGAGAAACAUUACAGAUGCCAAGAAUGCGGCAAAACCUUUAACUGGCAUGCAAACCUUUCUAGACAUCUAAGAAUCCAUUCUGGAGUGAAGCCCUACAAAUGUCAACAAUGUGGCAAAGCCUUUAACCAGUACUCAAACCUUUCUGUACAUCAAGGAAUUCAUUCUGGAGAGAAACCCUACAAGUGUCAACAAUGUGGCAAAGCCUUUAACCGGUACUCAAACCUUUCUGUACAUCAAAGAAUUCAUUCUGAAGAGAAACCCUACAAAUGUCAAGAAUGUGGCAAAGCCUUUAGGUUGUACUCAACCCUGUCUGUACAUCAAAGAAUUCAUUCUGGAGAGAAAUCCUUCAAAUGCAAAGAAUGUGGCAAAGCCUUUACUUUUAGGUCAUCCCUUACUAAACAUGAAAGAAUUCAUUCUGGACAGAAACCCUUCAGAUGUCAAGAAUGUGGCAAAGCCUUUCACCAUAACUCAUACCUUUCUGUACAUCAAAGAAUUCAUUCUGGAGAGAAACCCUACAAGUGUCAACAAUGUGGCAAAGCCUUUAACCGGUACUCAAAUCUUUCUAGACAUCAAAGAAUUCAUUCUGGAGAGAAACCCUUCAAAUGUCAAGAAUGUGGGAAAGCCUUUAAUGAUAAUUCAGCCCUUAUUAAACAUAAAAGAAUUCAUUCCAGAGAGAAACCCUACAAGUGUCAAUGAUGUGGCAAAGUCUUUAACCAGUACUCAGGCCUUUCUGUACAUAAAAGAAUUCAUUGUGGAGAGAAUCCCUACAUAUGUCAACAAUGAGGCAAAGCCUUUCAUGUUAAUUCAACUCUUACUGGACAUCAAAAAAUGCAUUCUGGAAGGAAACCCUAGAAAUGUCAAGAAUGUGCCAAAUCCUUUCCCCAGUACUUGAGCCUUUCUCAAAAUCAAAGAAUUCAUUCUGGAGAGAAACCAUACAAAUGUCAACAAUGUGGCAAACCCUUUAGUACUCAAACCUUUCUGUACAUGAAGUAAUUGUUUCUUGAGAAAAAACUUACAAAUGCCAAGAAUGUGGCAAAGACUUUAACCAAUACUCAGGCAUUUCUUGUACGUGAAAUAUUCAUUCUGGAGAGAAAGCAUAUAAAUAACAAUGUGGCAAAGCCUUUAAUCAGUAUAUGAACCUUUCUGUACAUAAAAUAAUUCAUUCUGGAGAGAAACUUCAUAAAUCUGAACAGUGUGGCAAACUCACUCACAUUCAAACCUCACUGUACAUAAAAUCAAUCAUACAGGAGAGAAAUCCUCAGAAUAUGAAGAUGUUAUAGUACUUUUACUUGGUGUUGAAACUUUCUAGGUAUAAAAGAAUUCACACUGGUAAGAAAUCCCACAACUGUGAACAGUGUGGCAAUACCCUUAACUGGAAUUCAAACCUUACUGCACAUAAGAAAAUUCAUACUGUAGAGAAAUCUUACAGAUGUGAAUAAUGUGACAAAGGUUUCUCCUGGUCUUCAGCCCUUAUUAAACAUAAGAGAAAUCAUCCCAUAGAAAAAAUGUAACAACAUGAAGACGUGGUAAAGCCUAAUGCCAGUACUCAAGUUUUCUGUACACAAUAGAAUUCAUGUGGAAGAGAAACUCUACAAAUGUGAAGAACUUGACAGAUGUUUAACUUGUGCUUAAACCAUUGUAUAAAUGAAAACGUUAUAACAGAGAAAUCCCCUACAAAUGUGAAGAAAGUUUUGAAUCCUAUAUUCACUACUCACACAUUUCAGUCCAUAGCAGAAUUCAUAGAGAAAUUGUAUAUAUGUGACAAUGUCUAAAUGUUUCUCAUGCUUUUCUAAUCACAAUUCAUAUGAAUGAAAUACUCUACAAAUGUCAAUCAUGUCUCAAAGCCUUAAAGUUCUGUUUGUCCUGUUAGGUAGGGCUGAGGAGAGACAGAGUCAGAUGAUACUGGAAGAUCCUUUGUCCAUCAUAACAGGAAAAAAAAAGACCAGAGUGGGCUUCCAUGAAAGAUAAGCUGGCAUUUUAUGAAGGCUUCCAAAAAGUGAACUGAUGUUUGCUUUACAAAAAUGAGUCUCAGAGGUUGAGAGGCCACAAUGUGGACAUAUAGCCAAGGCCACAAAAAGGGAUGUUUGGAUCAUGGGUUCAAGUGAUGUGACUAUAAGCUCAAGUGACCUAUUUUCAUUAACAUAGUACGAUUUGCACCAGUUCUAUCACACUACACUAAUCCAAUGAUAACUUCUGGAAAUUGCCUUACAGGGAUAGGAAAUGGGAAGAUACUCCUUUCUGGAAGUUUUCCCCCUUUCCAGGAAAGAUCAUGAAUAUUUACCCCCACACCACUUAACAUAGAAUUGGAAAAUCUAUGUAAAGGGAAAGCAUCUUCCUAAACCCAGAGCCUUCUCCACUUGAAAGAUGUGUUCGUUCUCUGGAGUGUACGGUUCUCUAAUAAAGUUUGAUC
Messenger RNA from Nycticebus coucang (slow loris), 3467 nucleotides. RefSeq names its product zinc finger protein 595-like. The record is from RefSeq and is a predicted model, not a curated record. NCBI's taxonomy places the organism in Eukaryota, Metazoa, Chordata, Mammalia, Primates, Lorisidae. The coding region runs from base 140 to 1753 and encodes 537 amino acids. Gene Ontology annotation, cellular component: nucleus. Gene Ontology annotation, molecular function: DNA-binding transcription activator activity, RNA polymerase II-specific; RNA polymerase II cis-regulatory region sequence-specific DNA binding. The transcript has 3 exons. Gene Ontology annotation, biological process: regulation of transcription by RNA polymerase II.